AUGGAUUGGCUAGGCGACAUUGUCAAUCUGGAGGAGUUAAACGACGUUGAUCCUAUUGACCCCAGCGAAUGGGCCUCAUUGACGACACUCGAAGAUGGUACCCACAUCGAAUCUACGAGGGAUCAUUCGCUGCCGGCUCAGCUUGUGCCAGAGCCCAGCCUUAAGAGGGUGUCGCCAAGACCACCAGCCAAGAUUGGGACACGCUUCUCGCAAGACGCUGUUAGGAUAUUGAGAGCCUGGUUUUCUUCGCAUGAAGGAAACCCGUACCCCAAUGAAAAAGAGCGACUGACCCUCGAAUUGCAAACUGGGCUCAACGGCACGCAAGUGUACAACUGGCUCGCCAAUGCUCGCCGAAGGAGACCAAGGAGCAUGUUCCAUGAACCCGCAACACCGAGUCGACAGCAGUCCCCAGCACCGAUAAACAUCCCACAGAGACCGGGAACACCGAUGAUCCCUCUUCAGAGAUGGAUGGAUUCACCACCCGAAGACGAGCCUGUAGAGGUCUCAUCCAUUGUCCGCGCAAUGGAAGAUAAUUCUCUCCGCCUGAAUCAAGCCGAGAAUCUCAUUCGCGGGUGGAGCGGAGGUUCGAGUCGAUGUUCAUCAGCAAGCAGCGUUGACUCGUCUCACUCUAGGAGCAGUUCGCUGCGCUCCGCGGCAUCAUGGACCUCUUCGAAUUCUACAAAACGGAGGAGCCGGCGCCAAGGAAGCCGACGAGGGCUGCCUCGGAAUUUGGAGCUUGCCAAAAGACCCCUCGUCUCCCCGACCAAGCCAUACCAAUGCACGUUCUGUACCGAUUCCUUUGGCAAAAAGUAUGAGUGGCAGAGGCAUGAGAAAUCUCUUCAUCUGCCUGUGGAUAGAUGGAAGUGCUGUCCCGACCAGCCACGUCUCAUAAAUGGACCCGAAGGUCAACUCUGUUGCGUGUUUUGCGGCGAAACUAAUCCAAGUGCUACACACAUGGAGAGCCAUAGUCCGACAUCAUGUCAAGAGCGCGAGUUCGCCAGGAAAGACCACCUGAAACAGCACCUACGCCUCGUUCACAAUGGCACGUUGUUGGACAGCUUUCAAGCUUACUGGAAAGCGGAUGCUCCGGAUAUAAGAUCACGCUGCGGUUUCUGUGGCGAGGCUUUGGGUAGCUGGACGUCAAGGACCGACCAUUUGGCGGAUCACUUUAGAGCCGGACAGGAUAUGGCCGACUGGAAAGGAGAUUGGGGGUUUGAUGAAUUCAUCUUGGCUAGGGUUGAGAAUGCUAUUCCGCCAUACUUGGUUGUGAACGAAAGAGACACCCCCUUUCCCUAUGCGGCCAGCACCCCGCCUGUAGAAGCACCCAGGUGUGCUUAUGAGCGCAUCAAGAUCGAUCUGCUAUGGUUUUUGCAAUCCUUUCAAGACCAAUAUGGCCUCAUUCCAAGCGAUGAACAAUUCCAAUUGGAAACCUGCCGAAUAAUAUUCUCCCUCGACUCUCUCACAUCAGAAGAGGCUUUGGAAAGGGACAGCGCGGCUUCGUGGCUCAGGGACCUAGUCACUUCUAACCCCGAGAUUUCACAGCGCGCAAAGCUUGCCCCCGUGAGACGGGAGAAUGAGAGUGCGUUCUCAUCACGGUCGAUGCUUCCUAGAGCAACCAGUUACUUCGAGGGUUGUCCUUUGGAGUAUGAGCUUCGGCGCUUCGUCCGGCAAGCAUGGGCAUCGGGCCAGAUGGAGUUGAAUGACGCAGAAUUACAGGACGCAGCAUGUACAGCAAUCUUGGAAGUUGACGCGCGUUUUGCAAUGCCUCUAUCUACAUUUGUAGCGAAGUGGCUGGUGAAAGUCAGCAUGUCGUCUACAACGUGGUUACAGAAAUUCAAAGAAAGAAUGGGAGCCUUGAAACUGAGAGUUUUUGGGGCCAUGAGCUCCAGCUUGAGCGAGUCACGAACUAGAAACGACAGAGCAGUCACUGAGAUAGAAUUUCCGCCAUUCUACGGCAAUGGAGAGAUUGCAUCAACCCAACCAAGUGCGCCCAGUUUUUCCUUGGAUGCAGGAUUUGGCGUAUGGGAUGUUGGCACUGAUUACAACCAACCUCAAAUCAGAGAUCUGUCCAACCCUGCUAUCGGAAAGCAGCUAGGCAUUGAAAAAGAAGUCCCAUUAGAAAUAUCAACACGUCUUUUUUUCCCAGUUGGGGACCCGUUCGGGGGCGUACCGAACAAAACACAUCACGGGCCGGAGUAUCACCCCGGCUCGUGGAUUACCAAAAAGUUCUACUUUCUCAACGACCCCAAAUAUCAGCAAUUGCUCUCUAGAGAGCUCAAACGAUGGGUCAAAGCUACCAUUUCGCCCAACAACCCUACAAUGCAUAUACCAUCUGAUGAGGAGCUGCGUCAUCAAGCCCGAUUAGAGCAAGAAGUUCGUGAUGCUAACUUGACCAGUGACACAUCAUGGGAUAGGACUCCCGCGGAUAGCCCUGAGUGGCUGCGAAGGUUUAGGGAAGAGGCCGGUAUAUAG
This is a messenger RNA of Clonostachys byssicola, 2472 nucleotides long. NCBI's taxonomy places the organism in Eukaryota, Fungi, Ascomycota, Sordariomycetes, Hypocreales, Bionectriaceae. The record is from the annotation of a GenBank genome assembly.